AUGACCACCGUUCUCAUCACCGGUGCCACCGGCAAACAAGGAGGCUCAGUCAUUGAUAAUCUGCUGAAAAAGCAAGCACCAUUCAAAAUACUAGCCGUCACACGAGACAUCAACUCUGCCUCAGCAAAGAAGCUGGCCCAGAAAUCAGACCAGAUCACCCUCAUCGAAGGAAACCUCGAUGACCCAGCGGCCAUUUUCGAAAAUGCGAAACGCCAAUGGUCAACCCCAGUCUGGGGCGUGUUCAGCGUCCAGACCGUAAACCCAAGGAACGACGAUGAAAAACGCCAAGGGAUUGCCCUCGUAGAUGAAUCCAUCAAGCAGAACGUCAAGUUCUUCGUCUACAGCUCGGUGGACCGGCAUGGCUCAGACUCAGACCAUAAUCCGACGCCAGUUCCUCACUUCAUCCACAAGCAUGAGAUUGAGGCUCACCUCAAAGCAAAAACCGAGCACGGCGGGAUGGACUGGACGAUCCUCCGCCCUGUGGCGUUCUUUGAAAACUUCACGCCAGACUACUUUGGCAAGGUAUUUACGACGGCCUGGCAAAUGAGUCUGAAGGGGAAGCCGCUCCAAGUGAUUGCCACCGGGGACAUCGGCUUUUUCGCCGCCGCGGCGUUCAUGAAUCCCGAGGCUUCGAAGAAUCAUGCCAUCUCACUGGCCGGGGACGAGUUGACCUUUGAGGAGAUGGCACAGACCUUCAAGCGACUGACUGGCAAGAACGUGCCCACGACUUUCACCACGCCGGUAUGGUUGAUGAUGUCGAUGGUCAAGGAAUUGGGUGUUAUGUUCAAGUGGUUCUACGAUCAAGGCUUUGCGGCCGAUGUUGCUGCUUUAAAAAAGCUGCAUCCGGACUUGAAGACAUUCGAGGAUUGGUUGAAGGAAGAUAGUCAAUUCCAGGUCCAAAUGUAA
Molecule: messenger RNA, 906 nt
Organism: Penicillium brevicompactum
Lineage: Eukaryota; Fungi; Ascomycota; Eurotiomycetes; Eurotiales; Aspergillaceae
Exons: 2
Coding region: 1-906 (301 amino acids)
Source: RefSeq, a predicted model, not a curated record